UCAGCACAUCCUUAUCAAAAUCUAAAGUUCUCAGUUUUUAUUUGCGAUAUUAGAAAUACCCUACAUCGCGUCGGCAUCUUUGCUCUGAAUAAAAUAUAAAUUAGCUCGAAGAUCAUGGAUAAGAAAGACGAAAUAGGAGACCCUCUCUGUUGUUGUGAAUAUAUCGACGCAAAGGGAGAAAGGAGUCAUCUACUGGCCAUGUUUUGUGAUUGUGAAGAUUUGGAUGAGUCGUGUGACAGAUUAUUCACAGGGAGGACUAUUGGCAGAGCUAGGUUAGCCUCUGUCAAGGAAACGAUCCUCGACCGUGUACGUAUCCCAACAUUCCUAGGGCAAGGGGCGCAGCGUAUUGAUGACCUGCUCGACAUGUCUGCUCUCCUUCCUCUCAUCGCAAUACCCUGUUGGCUCUAUGUCGCAUCCUGGUGCCUCGAAUAUACCGUCUAUUCUUUCAUGAUCGUCCCGCUAAGUGCCAUACUCUACUCUCUACGAAUCCUCAGACGCAAGCAAAGGACGAAAUUCUUCAUGAGCGUGACUUUGGUUUCUAUAUUCACUUUGUUCUCUUCCUUUGUCAUUCUCGUUACCGAUGCCACAGUCGUUGAGCUUGCUUGCGUCUCGAUGAACCUUUUACUCUUCUUUGGAGCUUUUGCAUUGACCAAGGUGGCACCUGGGUUUGUCAAAUGUCGUCAGGAAUCUUCGGGAACGAGCUGUCAGAGAGAUGAAGAAGAGACAAAGGGACAAGCCUCUUCCCGUCUCACACAUCUCCACAAGAGCAAUGAAAGGGGACCACCGAUUGGCCAGAAUAAGGAGAAAGAGGAAAAACUGACCAAUCAGAUGCAGGGAUCCUCGGAUUGGUGUGCUGCGUGUCUGAUCGUGAAGCCAGCCAGAGCGGGCCAUUGUAAGAUCUGUGACCGCUGUGUACAUCGGUUGGACCACCACUGUGUUUGGCUUGAUGUCUGUAUUGGCAGAGAUAACCACCGGUCCUUCAUCGUCACCCUUAUCCUAUUCGUCGUCGGUGGUUUCUGGGGAGUUUUGAGGGGGUCUUACUAUCUCUUUGAGGUCACUCAUGAUGAAGCUAGUUUCUAUGGAAUAUUGGAGAUCAUCUAUUAUGACCCAGAACUGGCUAUCAUCUUUGUAUGCAUCCUGUAUGGUGCAGUGGUAUGCCCUGCGGUGAUGGCCCUUCUUCUUAAGCAGUGCUUCCUCAUCACCCACAACUGGACGUAUCGGGAGAGGAAGCUACUUCCUCGACAGCCGGGUGGCAAGGAACGCCUCUUGGAGCUAGAUCACGGCUUUGUGAACAAUUGGAUCAACUUCAUCACAAAGAAAGGGGAUAUGUAUGGAACGGGAGACACAUGCACAAGGGUUGUUUGAUGGAGGGGUUGCUAGGCAAUCCGGAUCUCAAAUUGCAUUGUUGGUUUUGUAAACUUUCAACUUUCGAGCUCUGAAUUCAAUAGAUUGUAUCGAUCAAUGUGACUUUCAAGUGCACACGCUCAGAGUGUAUCAUCUAUGAACUCGCUUCUUACCAUCCUUUAUCUGAAAUAUUGAACGUGCAGAAAACCUUUUGGGAUUUUCAUCAAGUCAUGGAUGACAGAGGAGAAUUCUGGCUGAUGCCAUCAUCCCAUGAGCCCCCCCCCCCCCUGAAAAGGUGGUCGGGGGGGGGUAGCCAGAAUGGAGGAUUCUGGUCCAUAAGCAGCAGGAAAAAUUUAUUUGUUCAUCUUUCUCAAUCAAAACUUUUUUAAUAUCUUGUUUGUAAUAAUGUGAAUGGAUAAUUAUAUAAUAUUGACUGGCCUUGAGGGGAACAUCAAAUAUAUUGCCCACAAAAGAAUCAUAUUGACCCAAGUCUUUAGACAAGGACAAUAUGGUUCUUUGAAGGGCAAUAUAUUUGAUGUUUCCCGAAGGAAGAACCAGUCAAUAUUUUGUAUUAUUAUCCAGAUAAGACAUCCAGAAUCAUGAAAAUUUAGACAUUUUACCCUUUCAGAAUGUGAUUCUAUUUUCUCAUGUUGAGCAGGCUGUUGUGAUGUUUUUGAAAUGUCGCAGUAUCCAACGUUUGUUCAUCUUCAUUGACAUUAUGACGUAUAUUUUGCUGGGCAGAUCAAUAAAUGACACAUAUCUCUUUCUAGGCGUCCUCAGAUACCCGGAUGUGAGACCAAGGAAAAUACAAAGGUAUAUUUUGCGUCGUCUCUGAAUGCUAAGUCAAUACGCGCACAGAGAUUGAGCAAAAUACAAAUACCUAUCCCUUCCCUAUAUUCAGAAUAUCUAGGGCAAUACGGUUUUGUAAAUGACCAGCUCAGAUUUCUGAUACGGGUAAUAAUACUAUUUACACUUGUGUAAUGCAUUUCAGCAUUUUUUCGUUACCACAUUUCGGUAGAGCAUGAUGAAAUACCUGCACAUCCCAAAUUUGGUGAGAAUCGGUCCAUGAGGGCCCAAGAUAUGACCUCAUGAAUUACAGAAUUAUCCCGAUGGAAGUUGAUGUAUUGUUGGCCUGGUUCAUAACAUUUACAAUCAGGCCAAUAAUACAUUGAUGCCAAUGGUAUUAUAAAUAUCAAAUAUGGUAUCAAAAAUGUCAAAAUGCGAUAUUGGAAAAUAGAUGACGUGACACUUCAGUACUCUACUUGUGUAUGAUUGUGAGUGGAUGACACAUGAGCUCAAUUUCUAGUAUAAGUCGUAUUCAAUAUACAUACAGCGUAGCCAGUCAGUAGGCAGGUCCUCAAACAAAAAGUAGCUUCUUUCUUCCAAGUGAUAUUCAUGACUAGAGAGGUUCUGCAAUAUUUAAUGAGCUUGAUGCGGAUCAAAACACCUAGAGGUUUUAAUUCUUUCAUUGCUGCUCUAAGUACAUGUAUACAUCAAAUUUCAUGAUUUUGGUAUCAUUGUAAAGCGGAAGAAUCAUUCUUUCAGGUCAUGUGUUUGAAUUUAUUUAAUGAUUUUGCAAUGUAGGUGAAAAUAUUGAUCUAAAACAUGCUACAAAAUGUAUUUUUUUUACCUGACAAAAGUUGUUAUUUUUUGCACUUUUGUGUGAGUCUAAAUGAUUUUUUAUAUCAUGAUAGAUUUGAAUAUGUACAUGUAUGCUUUAAAAUGGUAUAGGUUUCAAAAUAAGAAUUGAUUUAAUAGGGUCAAGAGCACACUUUUCAUUGGCCGUUGCAAAUCUUGCCAUCAAACUUGGAACACAUAUUGGUGUUGGGGUAUAGAUGUGCAAGACAUAUUUUUUGCAUGUGUCGGAAAUUGCGUUGCCAUGGUAAUGGUAUAUUAUGACAAAAAUAUGGUAAAAAUCUUGUGCAUUGAACUGCUUUCUCAAUUUUCAACCAAUUCUCAUGAAAUUUGGCUCACACAUAGGUAUCGAGGUGUGUGACACAUAUAUUUUGUGUCUGUCAGAAAUUGUGUUGGCAUGGUAACAACAUAAUUUCUGCCCAAAAUUGGGUAAAAUUUUUUCGGUUCGUACUACUUCAUCAGUUUUCAGCCAAUUCUCAUUCCAUAUGUCAGUAAUUGUGUUGCCAAGGUAACAACAUAUAUGCCAAAAAUUAUGCAAAAAUCUUGCAGUUUUAACUACUUCAUCAGUUUUUAACCAAUUAUCAUGAUAGCUCACACAUUGGUCUUGUGGUCACAAUAGGCAAGAUAUAUUUUCCAUGUGUUGGAAACUGUUACCAUGGUAAAACAAUGUACAGCGGGGGUAUUAAUCACCUUUAGUGAUACAUGUAGUUCUAGUUUAAUCUUAAAAUUCCUUGAAUAUUGGAAAAAAUUAUGUUGUAUUCCUUGACUUUCAGAUAUCUACGUGUGUCCUCUAUUGUCUUUCAAAAUCUGCUAGAUGUGACUUAAGCAUACUUCUUUUUUAUGGGGUGGGUAUCAAGUAUCCAAAUGCUUUAUUUUUGUUCUGGUUUGCCUAUUAUUUUCUGCUAUCGGUUUGGAAAUUCAUUUUGUUAUACGAUCCGAGCCUUCAGGGUGAUUUUUUUUUUAUAAGGGUAGAUACACAGUGUAUAUCAUUGUUUAAGAUUGCUCUUACAUAGUCUUCAUAUUGUCUUUCUGUAUUAUUGUAUAAUACUGUAUAUUAUUAACUGUUCAAAUAUUAGUACCGAUCCCAUUAUACAAACUCCAAUUUGUGUAUGUUUAGGCUUUGUGUUUGGAUUUGCAUUCAACCCCACCAUGACAAUGAAUAUACUUGUUAUUGUCUCGUUUAUUCGAUCACAUUUUAUUCUUAAAAAUAGCAACAUGUAUUUUAAUUUUAUCAUUCAUUGCUGCAUUUUUCUUUCAGAUUUCAUGUGUUAGAAAUUCUAAAAAAUAUGGAUGUAGGAUAUCUUAACGAGCUGAGGAUUAGUGCAUUUUCUUGUGAAAACAACAAUCAGUAAUUUCAAUAACCAGGCAAGAAUUUGUUUUUUAACAACUAUGUCAAUUUUCACUUGUUUUUACAAUUAAACGUGUAAUUUCUAACUUUAAUUUUAUUUUGGUAAAAAAUUGCUUACUAUGCUUGCUUGCAAUUUCGGAAGAUCACUUUUAUCCCAGCAUAAAAAAAUAAAAAUUAAAUUAUAAAAGUUUGCUGGAAUGGGAUACUGGAUUGCAUACCCCCAUGUUCUCACUUUGUACAUACUUAUUUCUAAAAUGAAUUGUUUCGAUUUCAAAAUGUGUUCAAAGAUAAUCCAAUCGUAAAAUGAGCAUCGUAUCGGUAUGUAUAAAUAAAAAUUAUGUGCCAAAAGUUUCUGGAAGAUAAUGUGUAAUUGCUGAGAAAUAAGCACGGCAUUCCAGCCAAAUGUUGGGUCCUUUUCUAACUGAGUAAGAAUAAUAAUAUACUGUCCCACAUGUGCUUAUCUGCGUUGGCAAUCUUCAGUGUAAUUGUUUUUCAGCUUCGAUUUCGAGAUUUCACAAAGUUCGCUUUAUGUAGCUACAAGACUAGGGCCCCGUCUUACAAAGAGUUACAAUUGAUUCAAUCAAUGGUAACUGUAUGGAAAUCGAUCAGUGUCAUAAUUUUUUGUUCAGGGAAUUUCCACAAUGUACUUUGUGAACAAAGAGAAGCAUAGUCAAUUGUAAAAAAAAAAAAAGUUAAUGUAUGAAUAUACAAAGUAGAAAAUAUUUUAAUCAAACACAUAUUUUAGAUAUUGACGCUGCUGGCUUUCCACAGUUAUGAUUGAUUGGGUUAAUCGUGAAUCUUUGUAAGAUGGGGCCCAAAUCUACCGUCUUGAUAUUGUUACAGUUAACAUUGGUUUUACAUACUCUCUCAUGAAAUCUGUGUUUACUGCCACUACUCUUUAAAGGGAAAAUUCACCCUGACAAAAAGUUUGUUGUAAAAAAAGCAGAAAAAAAAAAAAAAACUGGUGGUUUGAGGAAAAUCCAUCCGAGAUUGAAAAAGUUAAGUAUAGUUUAAUAUGUUUGAAUCAUGACACCAUUUGCGAGCAGCGUCCAAUUUAUUGUCAGAAUAAAUCAAUGAAAUGUCAUUGACUCAAAAACUUGACAAUGGGUUUUAUUGUUUUUUCAGUAUAUAUCAAAAGACAAAAUAUUUCACACCU
This is a messenger RNA of Lytechinus pictus (painted urchin), 5483 nucleotides long. Its product is annotated as palmitoyltransferase ZDHHC23-like. Gene Ontology annotation, biological process: peptidyl-L-cysteine S-palmitoylation; protein targeting to membrane. Gene Ontology annotation, cellular component: endoplasmic reticulum; Golgi apparatus. NCBI's taxonomy places the organism in Eukaryota, Metazoa, Echinodermata, Echinoidea, Temnopleuroida, Toxopneustidae. The transcript has 4 exons. The record is from RefSeq and is a predicted model, not a curated record. Gene Ontology annotation, molecular function: protein-cysteine S-palmitoyltransferase activity. Bases 115 to 1365 code for a protein of 416 amino acids.